UUGAGAGUCUUUCUGUGAUCUUAUUGCUAUCACAGCAGUAUAAUUGAAAUUUGUCAACCCAUCUACAAUGGAGCUUUCGGCGAUCUCUAUUGAUGGGAAACACAAAACCAUGCCUUUAUUUCUCUUAACGCUAUGAACGCUGUCGGAGAUUUGUGCGAUGCUGAGGAAAAUAAGAUAGAUGAAGAAUGACAAACUGCAACUACACGGCAAGCAAUGGCACCCUGAUUAGUCUGACAUGCGCAGGUAACUGCUGCACCGGAAGUGGUGUCAAUUACUGUUCUACAGCAACUUGUCCAAACACUUCCACCGCAAGCGAGGAUAAUUUACCAGUAUUAUUUUGGGGUAUCUUAGGGGGACUGUUUGCGGUUGGAAUCAUUCUUAUUGCUGUGACCUACAUCGUUUGUCGAUUCAGGUCUCCUAAUAGUUGCAUGAAAGAUUAUUCAGAUGAAGAAAUAUUUGAUGCAAAUUCAGUGACAUCACAACGACGACGGUCCUCGUUAUUUGUGACAAAGUACUUUAUGCGAAGAGAAAGUAUUUGGAGAUUAAAGACUAGAAGAAAAUCGCAACUAACUGUGAAAGUGCAUGGGACAAAUUUAGGUCAUGCAAGUACAAGCAAGUUAGACGUUCGGGUAGAAAAUUUAUCGAAAACAACCUUAGUGAACAAUGGAGGGUUGAAAUCUACAAAUGGAGGGGGAGGAGGCUAUAAAAAUUCCCCUUCAUCUCUACCGGAAGUGGUUGAUUGA
Messenger RNA from Magallana angulata, 743 nucleotides. RefSeq lists its product as uncharacterized. The record is from RefSeq and is a predicted model, not a curated record. NCBI's taxonomy places the organism in Eukaryota, Metazoa, Mollusca, Bivalvia, Ostreida, Ostreidae. Bases 186 to 743 code for a protein of 185 amino acids. The transcript is spliced from 4 exons.